GAUUUUUAGGUGUGUAUUUUUUUAAUGUCUAAAGGAAGUUACUACAUUUAAUAAAUACAUUUUUGAACUGAGUUUGGAUUAAAUGUACAUGGAAGUGAAACACAGUCUCGGGUAAAACAGGCUGUACAAAUUAGACUGUAAAGUUGUUCUAAGUUUAAUUAAAUCUGGGAUGUAUAUAAUACUCCUCCUCCAGUAUAAGUGUCUGUAGUAUUCAGUACUUUAAAGUGACUGUACUGCUGUUUUCAGCAUUUGUUUCUGACAGAAUCAAAGUUGUUUUCUUCUUUAUGAGGAAAUACUGAAAUUUGUUGCUUUUUUGACCCACUAUUCAGGCUGCAGAUCGCUAAACUACAAUACCACUUUAAUGAAAAACCUCCGUAACAAAAAAUAAUGCUCAAACACACAAAAGACCACUGUUCAUUUUUUCCCAGGAGAAUAAUAUUGAACAAUCCCAAAAAGAGGAAUGCUCUGUCUCUGUCCAUGCUGGAAUCGCUCAGAGAAAACCUCCUGACGGACGUCGACAGCGAGGAUCUCAGAGUUGUUGUCAUAUCAGCCAGAGGUCCAGUGUUUUCAUCUGGACACGACCUGAAGGAGCUGACGUCGGCUCAGGGCAGAGAAUAUCACACCAAGGUGUUUCACACCUGUGCAGAGGUAAUGACUCUGAUACAAGACAUACCUGUCCCAGUGAUCGCCAUGGUGAACGGUGUUGCCACGGCCGCCGGUUGCCAGCUUGUUGCCAGCUGUGACAUCGCCGUGGUGACGGAGAAGUCCACCUUCGCCACUCCGGGAGUCAAUGUGGGUUUGUUCUGCUCGACGCCGGCGGUGGCCAUCGGCAGAGCCGUGCCGAGGAAGGUUGCCAUGGAGAUGCUUUUCACAGGAACUCCCAUCUCCGCCCAUGAUGCUUUGCUGCACGGUCUGGUCAGUAAGGUGGUGCCGGAGGAACAGCUGGAGGAGGAGACGUUAGCCAUCGCUCAGCGGGUGUGUCAGGCGAGCCGACCUGUUGUCGCUCUCGGCAAGGCCACUUUCCAAAGACAAAUGGCUCAAGGUCGAGAUGCAGCGUACGCCACCGCCUCCAAGGUGAUGGUCGAUAACCUCGCUCUAAGAGACGGACAGGAGGGGAUCCGGGCCUUCAUAGAGAAACGCAAACCGGUGUGGAGCAAUAAAGCAGAGAAAGCCCACGACUGACGGACUGAAGAAGCCUUUAUCACAGGAGAGAGUGAUUAUCCUGACUGCUGCUUGUGGUUUUCAGUCACUGGUGUGGAAUAAUUAGCACCAGUCGAUGUUCAGUCUAUGCCAUGUUUAAACGUAGAUGUGUAAUUUGUCAGAUCAAGUUUGAAUUUUUGGCUUCAUCUUCAGUGAGGAUUUCCUCCUUUUCACUGAAACUGAAGACGAGCAGAUGAACCGUCGUGUGCCUUAAAAGCUGCAGUGUGGAGAUGAGAAGGAAACGUACCACCGAGAGGACUCGAGAUGUUUAAUGACAAAACGGACUAAUAAUGCUGCGCUCUGUAUUUGUAUAAUUGUAAAUGCAAUAAAAAGGGUUAUAAAUGGUAGGAGACAUUAGCA
Molecule: messenger RNA, 1560 nt
Organism: Plectropomus leopardus (leopard coralgrouper)
Lineage: Eukaryota; Metazoa; Chordata; Actinopteri; Perciformes; Serranidae
Source: RefSeq, a predicted model, not a curated record